This is a messenger RNA of Bursaphelenchus xylophilus (pine wood nematode), 3908 nucleotides long. The record is from the annotation of a GenBank genome assembly. NCBI's taxonomy places the organism in Eukaryota, Metazoa, Nematoda, Chromadorea, Rhabditida, Aphelenchoididae.
AUGGUCCAGAUUGAACAAUCUCUGCAUGAAGCAUUUAUCGCCACAGAUCUUAUAAGUUUCGAACAGAAGCUUGCAGUUGAAAAGCAGUUGACCCGAAUAUCGCAUUUUGAUGUUGUUACAGAUGAUGAGCUUAAAGUAUGUGACAUUACUUUUUUUUAUGUUUAGAUGAUGCCGAUGGAAGGAAAUAAUUCUUGCUCUUUAGUCUUACGGGUUGUCAGCCCCAGCGAUUCGUCGACUUCGGAAUGAAUUGGAUCGACGUAAAAAAGCGGCCAAGAAAAUAUUCGGAUCGAAACAGAAGACGGUUAAAACCAUUGAGAUUGUUCCUGAACCAACAACGACUCCACAGCCAGUCCAAUCAACUUCCUCUUCUCCAAGUCUUAUAAAUAAAGAUGAAUUGAAGAUUAUGCAAAAAUUGGGAGAAGGAACGUUUGCUUCAGUUAGAUAUGGAUUAUGGGAAAGACCUGAUGGAAAAAGAGAGUGUGCUAUUAAAGUCCUCCAUCAAAUGUGUGAAGCAGGGCUCGAGGACCUCUUCUCUGAAGUUGGGAACAUGCAGAAGUUGAAGCACGAGAACGUUGUUCAACUUUAUGGUAUUGUCCUGGGAGAGCAGACGAUGAUGGUAUUGGAGUUUUGUGAUGGUGGAUCAUUGCUAAAUCGGCUCAGAAGUGAACGGAAGCCUGUUUUGGAGGUGUCUACUCUUCUGAAUUAUGCAGUUCAAAUUGUCAGUGGAAUGGCUUACCUGGAAUCAAAGCGAGUUGUGCAUCGAGAUUUGGCUGCUCGAAAUAUUUUGUUGACCAAAAAUGAUGAGAUUAUCAAAAUCUGCGACUUUGGGUUGACCCGAUCGCUGGAUGAGAAUGCUCGAUUUUAUGAGAUGUCAGCUCAGAAGAAAGUUCCCUUUGCCUGGUGUCCUCCAGAAUCUCUCAGAUUCCGCCAAUUCUCCCAUAAAUCUGAUUGUUGGGCAUUUGGGGUAACUUUAUGGGAAUUAUAUACAUAUGGAGAAGAACCUUGGGCCGGAUUUAGGGCUGCUGAUGUGUUAAGAAUAACUGAAGAAGGGCAGAGAUUAAGGAAGCCAGAGAAAGCACUUUCCGAGAUCUAUGAUAUCAUGAAGAUGUGUUGGGAGAGAGAGCCGGAGAAACGACCCAAGUUUAGUCAUCUCAGAAAUAUUCUCAAUGAGGUAGGCAAAAAAAAUUUUAUUGUUAUUUUUAUUUUAGAUCCGAUUUAUUACAACUGAAGCCAAAGAAGACUUUGUCAGUGGAGACUCGGAAUGUAUGGAAGUCAAUCGAGGAGAUCAUAUCAUCAUCAUUGUUGAGCAGUAAGCUUUCCAUGGCACUAUUUUUAUAUUUGAAUUAAAAGCAUCUAAUGGUUAUUAGUUUAGUGGCCCCAAUGAAUGGUUUGGUCAGAACCUCCGAUCCAAAAAGUUCGGCCGUUUCCCAAGAUCGCUGGUCUCGGUGAAAGCAAAUAAACCCAAUCAUCCUUUGCCCCAAUCAAGCACCCCUCCCAUGCCAAUUUCGUUUACUGCCACCCCAUCUGCAACUUAUAAUUCGAAUAUAAGUAAGCCAGUUCCCGGCUCAAUGAUUCAUACGGGCCAUGGAGAUAUCGACCAGAACAGAUGUUGGGGACAAAUAGAUAAGAUUGACGACAUUUACCUGAAGAAUCCGGUGGUCAAACCGUUGUAUAAUGAGAGCACAAGACAGAGAGGGGUAUCUUUUAUUGAAUCCAUCACUUCUUUGAGGGAGAAUAUUGGGGAAAUUCAAGGAGUUACCGUUAAUAAUGUAAUGCCAGGAGGUGGUGGAAAUGGUAAGAAACUUUUAAUAUAAUGGAUUUACAUGUAAUUGCGUGUUUUACAAUUUGUUUUUAGUUGUCCGACCAGUAGAGACUCCGCAUUUUGACCCUUUGAAAGCAUGGGAUAUGGAUCCUCAAGUCGUAAAUGAACUCAUGAAACCGAAAGAAGCUCCAAAUGCGGUUAGAGUAAGGUCCAACACGCACGACCGGACUGACCCUGAAAGAAGAAGAACAACUAAUAUCACCGAAGACCUCGUUCGUCCAAUAAAGCAGGAAAUCGACCGGAAUUUAACACAUGAAAAACCAAGGUCAUCAACACCACAGGGAACUCAAAGUUAGUAGUUUAUGGAUUCGAAAAUAUCUUGAAAAAUUAUUCUUUAUCAUGGGUAAUAUAGCUUUUGCAGAGUACAACAACGGAAUAGCCAUUCCUCGUCCCAAACCGGGCCACUCUUUCAGUCAAAGUCCCUCUAACUCAAUCACAACCAAUUUCCCCACCAAAUUCGAUGAGCCAACCGUCAGUCAGACCGCUACCCAUCUCCCAAACACAACCCAAUUCUCAUCUUCCCUCCAAUCAUACCAAUCCCCCUUUCAAAUUGACCGAUCUGAGCCUGAUCCGUUUGUUGUUGAUAGUUCGAUCAAAUCAUUGACCCUUCGGGAACCCCUCAACUUUCAAAAUGGAAAUCAAUUUGGUCAGCCGGAAUGGAGGCAAUCGGUUCCCACUGGCUUUGGAGGAUCCGUUAAUGGUUUGAAUCAGAUGAAGACCGAAUCAGCGAGGACGGCCAAGGAAUUUACACCCUUGGAUCAUAGUAUUCUUGCCCUGUUGGACCCACUGGUAGCGAAAAAGACGGCAAUACAAGGACACGACCAAAAAUCGAAUGGUCAUUCAGUUUCGGAAGCGAAGUGUCAACCGAAAGUGCAUAAGCAACGAAGCGCAGAUGUCAAUCCAGAGAAAACGGUCUUAUCAGGGACUGCCGUGAGACCGCGACCAAGUUCAUCUGUUUCGAGGACUGUUGUAACCACGAAUAAUUUGACACAAAGACCAUCAUCGACUAAUACAACAAGUCAGCAGUUUGUUCAGGCCAAACAAGCAGUACAAGCCACGGUCCAAGCCCAGUCUACUAACCCCAGAGCUCAAUUCCAAAUUAAUUCAACACCGAAUCAACCAAUUCCAACUAGUCUGACGAAUGGAAGGCCAGUUGGAGCUGUCGCCACAGUUCUAGCCAGUGUCCCAAAGCUCCAUUCCAUCCCGAACGAACCAGAGAUUGCCUUCCCAAGACCGUCGACAAAUGGAAAUCAAAACUCCGUUGCUCAAAAUACAGUAACCCAACGUCCAAAUAGUGGUCAUCUAACAGUAAAUUCGGUUGCGUCGGAGUUCCAAAAGAAGAAUAGUGUCCCAGUUGGUCCAAGUUCUUCAUUUUUGUCCGAUACCAAUACUUCCGGAUAUGGAACGACUAGAAGUACGACGUCUUUUGACUCCUCGUAUGGGUCGUUGAACUCAUCGUCGGUCUCCCUUCUUCCUCCGCCAUCGGAAUUGCUGCUGAAGGGAAAGAAAUCAAGCGUUGCCGGCUCCAGUAAGAGUAAGCGAAUAUAGAUUUUUAUUACGUUAGUUUCAGCUCCCACUGUGACUCAAGUUUUCUCAUUAAAUCACUCGAAUUCGUCCUUCCAACCGAAACCUCCCAUCCAAAUUGUACCUCAACCCCAACCAAUUCCAUUCCUAACUCCAACUCCAUUCGUUUACUCUCAAAGACCAGCUCAACAACAGAUUCAAUCGGGUCCUUCAAUUGAUUUACACGACCUGGACAUUGAUAGAAUGAUCAGUGAUGUCAAAAAGGGCGCGGAUUUUGCUAGGUAACGUCUUAUUUCGUUAUAUAAGCACAAGGAAUGCUACAGAUUAAGGGUGAAGUUUUUGUCAAGGUUAUAUUACACAGGAUGAUUUUUAUUGUUUCAGCACUGACCAGUGCACUAAGGCACUCCGCGCCAAUGAAUACGAAGUCCCCAGGGCAAUUCAACAUUUGAAAUUGGAAAAGUUCAUGGAACUGGGGCUCAGCCCCACCAAGGAAGCUGCCCAGACUCUCCUUCACAAACAUAACUGGGAUUUGAACGCAGCCGCGUGCAGUUUAGUCAAAUGA